AAACAUGGCAGCCGAAAGAUAUAGCCUCUUGUUGUUUUCUUUAUUUUAUUAAAAAUUUAUGUUAAAACUAGCGAAACCAUGUGAAGCCAUAGCGUAAAUUUAUUUAAUUACUGUAGUAUGAAGACUUAUUGAUUUUAAAAAGCUACCAUGUUGUAUUCAGUGCGUAAUGUUUGGAGGUUAUAUCGCAGGAGUUUCUCGGCCCGUUUUAACCAUUCCCGAGCUAAUGAAAGUGAUAAACGAUUACUAAACAAGGAUUUUAAACAUCUGUUACAACAACAUAAGGACAAAAUUGUGUUUAGUUCGUAUUUAGAGCAUGAGAAGUUACAACUGGGUUACUAUAAGUACUAUGUGAAAACUAUCAGAAAAGCUAAGGAAAUUGAGUCGAAAGAGUUUCAUGAGAAAGGUCUGCCUCCUUUACCAUUAUCCUUAAAGUAUUAUGUAGACAAAGAAAGACAUUCAGAGGACGAAACUGUACCGGAAGUUGAAGAACCCACGAAAUCAUUUCAAUUGCCAUUUGGGAACACCACUCGUGUUGAUAUAAAUGAGGAUGACAUAAUAUCUCAAGGGAAAAACGACAAUAUCGAUACAGAAUUCGACAGAUCUAAUAUACAGAAAUGGAUGACAAAUUAUGAGCACUUUGAUGACACCAAACUGAUGUCUACCGAGGAGGAAAGUGAUGAAGAGGAUAUAGGAAAUGAAUGGAGCAAGCAUUAUGGCACUCCAGACCCGACUAUGGCUGUCAGUCAGGUACCCUGUGGAGGUUGUGGUGCCCUCUUACAUUGCAAUGACCCUGCCAUACCAGGGUAUCUGCCCAGUGAGCUGUUCAAGGGGCGGGAGAUUGAGGAGUUAAAGACCAUGGAGUGUCAGCGAUGCCACUUCCUUCAGGAGUACAACAUUGCUUUGGAUGUCACAGUUCAGCCGGAAGAAUAUGAAAAACUUCUUAAAUCUAUUAGGUAUGUGAAAUCUCUAGUGCUACUCAUGGUGGACCUGCUGGACUUCCCCUGCUCUAUCUGGCCGGGAAUUGUGGAUAUUAUUGGCACUGACAGACCUAUUUUUAUUGUUGCCAAUAAGGUGGAUCUUCUUCCUGGCGACAGCAUCGGUUAUCUAAAGCGUAUAAAGGAAUCACUUCUCUCGGAAAUCAAGAAAACCAAAUUAGACGAAGCUAACAUCAAGUAUGUAGCAUUGGUAUCAGCCAAAACCGGCUUUGGAGUGGAAGAACUGAUCUCUGCAAUGUUUAAAUUUUGGCAAUACAAAGGCGAUGUAUUUCUCGUGGGCUGUACGAAUGUAGGUAAAAGUUCACUGUUUAAUGCUCUUCUACAAUCUGAUUAUUGUAAAGUGCAUGCAGCUGAUAUAGUGAAAAGAGCUACGGUAAGCAGAUGGCCGGGGACUACGUUAAACCUUUUAAAGUUCCCUAUUAAUAGACCUUCAGGGUGGAAAAUACGUGAACGAAGUAAACGACUGUUAUCUGAAGCGAAAUUAUUUAAAGUCGAAAAUGAAAUCAGGCAAGAUCAAAUAUCUGGUAAAAAAUCUGUCGAGCCACCGUCCUUCAUGUGUCAUAUUGGCAGAACAUUUACAGAACAUAUAGCUAGGGAGGACAAUUUUGCAGGAAAACGCCUAAAUUUAACAGUAUUAGAUGAAAACCAUAUGUUAUUCAAGAAAAGCAAAUGGUUCUAUGAUACCCCGGGGGUUAUCCAUCCCGAUCAAGUUCUAUCACUUUUGAGUACGGAGGAAUUGCUAUUGACCAUUCCUAAAAAGUUGAUUAGACCUCAGACUUACUACUUGCGUAAAGGGUCGACAUUUCUUAUAGGUGGUUUAGCAAGAGUUGAUCUUUUAGACAGUACCGAGCCUUGUCGCUUCACCAUAUUUUGCUCAGAAAACCUUCCAAUUACUGUAAUAAACACUGAAAACGCCGAUGAACUCUAUGAGACAUUUGUUGGUACAGAAUUGUUUGCUGUACCCUCAGGUGGUGUGGAUCGACUUAGAAAUUGGCCUGGAUUGAAGAGUAAGCAAUACGAGUUUAGUGGAGAAGGCCCUAAGCUAUGCUGUGGUGAUAUAGUCCUAUCUUCCAUAGGCUGGGUGUCCAUAACAGCCAAGAAAGGAAGUAGCUGUACAGUAUCAGCGUGGACUCCAGAGGGCAGGGGUAUCCAUAAACGGUACCCCUCAGUGUUGCCAUAUUCCAUUAACCUUAAACGCAAGAGAAUCCAAGGUACACCAGCUUAUAUGGUAGGAAAAGUUUAUGCAGGUGAAGAAUCAUAGAUUAAUUAUAUUUUUUAAUUUAUAUUAUUAAGUUUUAAUGUAAUUAAGUUAUUUGUAAGUGUAAUAAAGUAUGGAAAGUGA
Molecule: messenger RNA, 2337 nt
Organism: Maniola jurtina (meadow brown)
Lineage: Eukaryota; Metazoa; Arthropoda; Insecta; Lepidoptera; Nymphalidae
Product: nitric oxide-associated protein 1
Exons: 4
Coding region: 148-2256 (702 amino acids)
Molecular function (GO): GTP binding
Source: RefSeq, a predicted model, not a curated record